Myripristis murdjan (pinecone soldierfish) is the source of this 2932-nucleotide messenger RNA. It is a transcript of the gene s1pr5a, whose product is annotated as sphingosine-1-phosphate receptor 5a. Gene Ontology annotation, biological process: G protein-coupled receptor signaling pathway. The coding region runs from base 437 to 1642 and encodes 401 amino acids. Gene Ontology annotation, molecular function: sphingosine-1-phosphate receptor activity. Gene Ontology annotation, cellular component: membrane. The transcript is spliced from 2 exons. The record is from RefSeq and is a predicted model, not a curated record. Lineage: Eukaryota; Metazoa; Chordata; Actinopteri; Holocentriformes; Holocentridae.
CACUUUGCUCUGCGGUGAUCGACAGAGCAUGUCCUCCUCCGGCCGUGGGAUUUCUUCUGCUUCUUCAAACUUUCACGCCGAUAUUUCCAGUUUCUCACAGGUUAGCCCCCCCUAGUGGACAGCACGGGCAUUGAACAACUGUGAUUUAAAAAGGAAAAACCCUAAAGCCAUCAGCGAAGCAGAAACCCAGUGGCUUUCAGUUGAAGACGAGGACCACGCAAUCCCACAUCAAAGAAUAAGAAGAAAAGUUGCUUGUUAUCUUUUCCUGUGGAAUACACUUCACCACUUGUGUCUGUUUGUCAUCUCUGAUUCCAAAGAAGGCAGAUAUAAUGCAUUACCUGAGGACUAUAUGACAGCCUCUUGGUGGGCCGACCUUCAAAAACACAUCAGAGAAAGUGAAGACAAGACUGAAUCUAGCUCUUACCAAAGCUAAAAAAUGUCAACAGAGGCUUCCCACGCUGCCUAUGCCGCAGUGGCCCCGUCUGCGGUCCCCAUCACCUCCUCGGCGGGUCAGCUGCUCAGGAUGUUUCGUGAGUACCAGAGCAAUGCGGUCAUCAUGGAGCAUUACAACUUCACAGGCAAACUGAAGGAGAACAAAUACAAGGACGGUCUCAAACCAGAUGCGAUUGCCUUCCUGCUGGUCUGCCUGCUCAUCGUGCUGGAGAACGCUGUGGUGUUACUGGCUAUCUGGAAGAAUAAGAAGUUCCAUCUGCCCAUGUACUAUUUACUGGGCAACCUGACUCUCUCUGACCUGCUCGCAGGUUUCACCUACAUGGUGAAUAUUGUAACGUCUGGGGCCAACACAUUAAAGAUGACCCCGGUGUUGUGGUUUCUGAGGGAAGGGGGUGUGUUCAUCAUGCUGGCUGCCUCUGUCAUCAGCUUACUGGCCAUCGCCAUCGAGCGUCACGUCACCAUGGUGAGGAUGAAGCCGUACCAGGGGGCCAAACAAGGGCGGAUGUUUGCUCUGAUUGGAGCUAGCUGGGUGUUGUCCGUGUUCCUGGGAGUCCUGCCUGUCCUGGGUUGGAACUGUAUGGGUCGGCUGGACCAGUGCUCCACCGUCCUCCCCCUCUAUGCCAAGAGUUACAUCCUCUUCUGCAUUACUGUCUUCAGCGCCAUCCUGCUAUCCAUUGUGGUGCUCUACGUUCGCAUCUUUCGCAUUGUCAAGUCAAACACUCAGCGCCUCGGUUCAGGUCCACAGCGCAAAGGCUCUCAACGCAAGUCGCAGAAGUACAUGGCCCUGCUGAAGACUGUCACCAUCGUCGUGGGAGUCUUCAUUGCAUGUUGGCUGCCCCUUUUUAUCCUCCUGCUGCUUGACUUCUGUUGUCCAGCGAAAAGCUGUGAAAUCCUGUUUAAGGCAGACUAUUUUUUGGGCAUAGCCAUGUUCAACUCCCUUCUCAAUCCUAUCAUCUACACCCUGACCAGCAAGGACAUGAGGAAGGCCAUCAUUAGACUGCUCUGCCGACGCUGCCUCCUAACUAAAGAAGGAAAAAUGAAGAAGAUCGGGAUACCAUUUUUGGAGUGCAGCACUAGUAAGGCUGAUGCAGCCUCUCAUAGACUGGAGGGGCUGGAGACUACAGUGUCCUCUGGAAAUGUCACACCCUCUACUAUCAAAGCCAUCUACCCCAGGAUGUCUAAGGCAUGACUCAGUGGCAGGGUUUGACAGUAACUAUAUGGACUAAGAGUUGAAUCACCAGCAUUUCCAGGUUAUUUCUCUAAAAAUGUGUGGCAAGAUCAUCCACUACAGCAGAGAAAAACUCCAGGAAUCACGCUGUGUUGCACUCUGCAAUCAUUGUGGCAUUUUCCUCAUGAAGAGAUAAGCUUAAUGUAUCUGAUAGUGAGAAGUGCAAAAUCUGGAGGAAGGGCUUUUGGGCCAAACCUUUCAUGCCUAUUUACAUAAAACGGUAUUCAUUGAAAAAAUACCUUAUUUCAAGUGCAGUGAUUGGUAGUUUAUUGUUUAUACUGUGAAAACUGGUCCUACAUUUGUCUUUUAUAGACAUGAAAAAUGUUGGUCCUUACCCUUUUUAGUAUAGGCAUGAUGUAAAACAGAAGGAUUCCUUUCUAGAAAAACACCAAUUUAUUUAGUUUGUUUUGGACUUUGUACACACAAAAAUAUCACAAAAUCCUUUUCAGGAAGUUUUGACGUAAACACAGCCAGUUAUGCUCUAGAUUUGAUAGACUAUGGCCAGGGACCAAACAUGAGACUCAUCCUUAUCUCCUCUCCUUCUGAAGCACAUAAUGAUAUGUUGUUGCAAACAUGGAGCAUCCACGCCCAAAAUCUGCUGCCAAAACCAUGUAAUUUCUGUCAUCUGAACUUUGGUCGGCAGGAAUUCUGGGUUGAAGUCCCCUCGACCAAGAUCAGAGGCUCAGUGGCCUUGAGACGCACAGAAGACGUCAUAUGGAGGCUUGUGCUGGUUGGUUUGCACAGCUUUGGAGGUCCUUUCAACAGAUGUAGCAACGGAUGAUGAAUGAAUGAGAGCAAUAAGGCUGACAGUUGAGGCUUGUUUAUGCCCUCCAGCCUUAGUAAACUAGAAGAUAGCAGUCAUAUGCCAAAAAUUCACUGUAGCGUGUGGACAAAAACAAGAACCCUCUGAACCUUGUUUCCUGUUGUAUAAUGUAAAGCUCUUGUGCCAUCAUCAUCAUUAUCAUCAUUAUACUUAUGCAUUUUUCUGGUGAACUGUGGCAGAUGUGACCUCGACCCACGCUACAGAAACCUGUCAAAAAGCAGACCACAGACUGUGUGGGUUUCAAUGUACUAGAGGAGCUUGUCACUAGAUAAUAGUGAGGAGAUAUCAACACUUCUCUUGUUAUCAUGAUGUAUAUAAUGUACAAUGUAAAGAAAAGGAAGAAUAUGAGUACUUCAAAUAUUCUGUGUAAAUACGUAGUUUCUCUGAACCUAUCAGAGCAUUUGUAUAAUAAAGAAUUUACCUAAGUU